AUGGAACUCGGUUUCAUGAAGAACGAGACGGGUGGAGAGGAAAUCAGUGAGACGUGUGCCAUUCGUCCCAAGAUGUAUGCGUUCAGGAUGAGCAAUGGAGAGGAAAUAAAGGAAGCGAAAGGAGUUCGCGGAUACGUCGUAAAGGACGGACUUAAUUUCAACGACUACCUUAAUUGCAUGAAAGAUCGCGAUAGGAAACACAUGGUCGAAAUGAAUGGAAUCCGGAGUUACCGGCAGGAAAUAUAUUCCGAAACCAUCAACAAGGUUGGAUUAUCCGGCAACGAUGAUAAACGCGUUAUUUACGAGGAUAAAAUUAAUACCUUGGCAUAA
Molecule: messenger RNA, 330 nt
Organism: Paramuricea clavata
Lineage: Eukaryota; Metazoa; Cnidaria; Anthozoa; Malacalcyonacea; Plexauridae
Source: the annotation of a GenBank genome assembly